Molecule: messenger RNA, 1803 nt
Organism: Saccostrea echinata
Lineage: Eukaryota; Metazoa; Mollusca; Bivalvia; Ostreida; Ostreidae
Product: laminin subunit gamma-1-like
Exons: 7
Coding region: 42-1286 (414 amino acids)
Source: RefSeq, a predicted model, not a curated record
AUAGACAUUUACAGUGUUUGAAAUUGCAGGAGUAGCAGAAGAUGAAUUCCUUUUUUAUUUUGUUGUAUUUCGGCUUUCUAGCUAAUAUCUCACGGGGACAAGACUGUUACGAUGACCAAGGUAACGCCCAAAUGUGUAGUCCCCCAUUUGUAAAUGCUGCCUUCAAUAGAUCUGUUCAGGCCACCAAUACGUGUGGUCAGUCGGGUCCCUCAGAAUUCUGUCCUUUUUCGCGGUGGGGUCGGCGACUACCAUGUCAAGUAUGUGACGCUCAGAGUCCCAGAACCAGGCAUCCCCCAGAAAUGAUGACGGACGGGGAAUUCCCCAGGACCUGGUGGCAAUCCGAUACAAUGUUGGGAGGGAUAAGGUACCCUGUUGUAGUCAACCUAACUCUGGAUUUAAAGAAAGCUUAUGAUAUUACUUACAUCAAUUUGCGUUUCCAGUCUUCAAGACCUGAAAGUUUUGCUAUCUACAAGAAAACUACUGAAAGCAGUGACUGGAUUCCAUACCAAUUUUUCAGUGCGUUCUGCCAGAGAAUAUAUGGAAAAAAUAAUAGGCUUUUUCCAGCUACAACCGAUGAAGCCAUCUGUACGAACAGAUACAGUGACAUUAGUCCACUGUCUGGUGGCCGUGUACCAUUUAGUACCUUGGCAAGUCGCCCUGGUGCGUUUAAUUUCGACAAUAAUCCUGUCUUGCAGGAAUGGGUAACAGCCACAGCUAUUCGAAUUUCCCUCACCCGAAUGAAUACCUUUGGGGAUGAAGAUUUUGGUGGUGAUGAGGUCUUGAAAUCAUAUUACUACGCUAUUUCUGAUAUAGAUAUUGGUGCCAGGUGUAAGUGUAAUGGUCAUGCCAGUGAAUGUUAUACUCCAAAUGGUCAGGAAUCAGACAGAAAAAUUUGUAGAUGUCAACACAACACAGCUGGUGUUGACUGUGAGAAGUGCCUGCCUAUGUACAACGACAAACCAUGGGCAAGAGCAACAUACACCAGCGCUAAUGAAUGUCAGCGUUGUGAAUGCAACAACAAAGCAGACAGCUGCUAUUUUGACCAAGAUCUUUACCAGAGGACAGGGAGGGGAGGUCGUUGUGUUGAUUGUCGAGACAACACUGACGGGCCUCAGUGUGAAAGGUGCAAGGACAACCACUAUCGAAGGUCAUCCGAUGGAAGGUGCACACCGUGUGAUUGUGAUCCUGAAGGUUCUGAAACUACUCAGUGUGAUGCAGCUGGACAGUGCCAGUGUAAACCAGGUUUUACAGGAGAGAAAUGUAGACGAUCCUCAGCGAGACGUUGAAUUCUUCUGAUGGCUCUCGGUGAUUUCAAACUAUCCUGGACGAGGGAAACAAAUCCUACUAUUAUUUAAACGUACAUUUACUUGUCAGAAAUCUGAUUUAGAAUCAAAAUGAAUUAAAAUCAGCGAUUUUGCUAAUGCUUUUGGAUUUCUUUUAAGAGCAAAAUUGUUGUCAGUGUUUUUUUGAAUUGAAAUCAAAUAAAACUAAUGUUUUUGUUAAUACCCUCUUUUUGAACUAUGAUCUAUGUCAUCAACCGUACAUGAUUAUGACUAAAGUUCAUUAGAGUAUGAUUUAAUUUAUUUGUUUCAUCGCUUUAAUAAUAAUAAAAGAAAGGAUUAAUAAAUUGAAGGCAUUUUUUUUUAUUGUAAGGCUACUUUAACAAUAUUAUAUGAUAUAUUUUGUUCCUAUUUAAACGUAGCGUUUAGAAAUCGUAUCCUUUCUUCCUAGGCAUUCUGUCCAUUGUAAGAGUCUUUGUUGUAAGAUUACCAUUAUUUGAAUAAAGAUACUAUUGUAAAUCUA